Messenger RNA from Spinacia oleracea (spinach), 1170 nucleotides. Its product is annotated as protein SRG1-like. Lineage: Eukaryota; Viridiplantae; Streptophyta; Magnoliopsida; Caryophyllales; Amaranthaceae. The transcript is spliced from 4 exons. The record is from RefSeq and is a predicted model, not a curated record. The coding region runs from base 55 to 1011 and encodes 318 amino acids.
CACAAAAGAAACCCUAGUAAUUUUGUUACAAAAAGAGCAAUAAAUAUAAUUGUAAUGGGCGUUAACAAUGAUCUUCUAUACAUGGAAACCCAUUUGAUCGAUUUCUCUCUUCUCUCAUCUCCUUCUCUGGGUGUGGCGUCCGACGAGCUGAAGAAACUUGAUGCUGCUCUCACCUCAUGGGGUUGUUUCCAGCUUGUAAAUCAUGGGAUGUCUGAGGAAUAUUUAGAGAAAGUUCGAAACGUUGGUAAGGAAUUUUUUGGAUUGAGUGAAGAAGAGAGAGAGAAAUAUUCAAGGACAGCAACAAAUGUAGAGGGUUAUGGCAUUGACUCAAUUACUUCAACCAAUGUGCCUCUCAAAUGGCAGUCUCGUCUAAAGCUCACAACAUACCCUUUAGAGGAACGUAAACUUGAUCGUUGGCCUCAAACGCCCCAUUCUUUCAGGGAGGUUUUGCAUGAAUACAGUAUGAAUGUGAAAACACUCCAUGACAGACUAAUCGAAGAUAUGGCACGAUGUUUGAAUUUGAAAGAGAAUAGUUUUGUGGAAGAAUAUGGAGGAACAUUGCAUAUGUUAUCGAGAUUUCAAUCCUAUAUACCGUGUUCUUACAUUGACGAAAUCCGUACUUCUAGCAUACAUGCGGACUCGUGCGCCAUGACUUUUCUACUCCAAGAUGUUCAAAUUGAAGGCCUUGAAGUUGAGAAAGAUGACAAAUGGUUUAAAACUCCGGUCCUUCCUCAUGCUAUUUUUGUCAAUCUUGGUGACCAAAUGGAGAUAAUGAGUAACGGAAUCUUCAAAAGCGCGAUACACAGGGUGGUGCCACACCCAGAAAAGGGCAGGAUGUCUUUGCCAUUUUUCUGUGGACCUGCUCAGCAUAAGGAAAUUGGACCUCUGAAAGCUUUGAUAACGGAAGAUGAACCAGCCCGUUAUAAAAGGGUCAAGAAUUACGUUGACAUUUUCUUUUAUUAUCAUCCCCUGGGCAUUAGACCCAUAACUGCUGUUAAGAUCCAUGCAUGACUUAAGCUAAUUAUACUAUUAUAUACUUUGAUGUUACAAAUAAAUACUGUGUUUAAUAAACCUUCAUGUCAUGUGUAGCACAGUAUGUAGGGCUACCUAUCUCUUAAAUUACCAUUUUGUACCAAAUACUUUAUAUUUAGUGUAAGUUAAGUUUGCUUA